Spodoptera littoralis (African cotton leafworm) is the source of this 1458-nucleotide messenger RNA. The record is from the annotation of a GenBank genome assembly. Lineage: Eukaryota; Metazoa; Arthropoda; Insecta; Lepidoptera; Noctuidae.
AUGUUGGUCGUUAUAUUAAUAUGUAUAAUAGCAGUUGCUCUUUACAUAAAAUUCAGAUAUUCGCGUGUUGCUUUGUAUAAGUUCGCUGAAACUUGGCCCACUUAUGGUGAUCUGCCCAUUUUGGGACAUACCCACUGGUUUAUUGGAGGACCUGAAAGAAUAUUUAACAAUAUACGCACUUUGAUGGAUGCAAUUAAUGCCGAAGGGAAGACUGUAAGCUCGGUGUGGAUUGGCCCGUCUUUGUACAUGGUGUCAUUCAAUCCAGACGACGUGCAGAAGAUUUUGGAGACUUGUCUCGAAAAGGAUUACAGUUAUAAGUUCCUUCAAACUUGGCUUGGAAAUGGAUUAUUUGUUGCACCAAUUGACUUAUGGAAGGUUCAUAGAAGACUGAUGCUCCCGAUAUUUCACAACCGUAUCAUUGAGGAUUACAUAGAAGUUUUCGGGGAACAGGGUAAUGUCCUUGUGGAGAGAUUACAGGAACAAGUCGGCAAGCCGUCCUUCGACGUCUAUGAGUACAUAACUUCAUGUAUGCUGGACAUCGUUUUUGAAACGUCUAUGGGUAAGAAAAUGGACGUCCAACACAAUCCCGACACCCCGUACCUGCGCGCGCGCAAGACAGUGAUGUCAAUCAUCAACAUGCGACUGUUCAAGGCGUGGUUGCAGCCAGACGUACUCUUUAAUUUGACGUCUCAUGCCACGGUGCAGAAAGAAAAUAUUGACGCCACUCAUAAGUUCACUGAUGAGGUUAUACGGGACAAGAUUGCUGACUUUGAUGAAGAGAAUUACAAAGAAGGCCGAAAAGACAUAUUACAACUGCUAUUGGAGAGAAAGUUAGCGUUCAGUAAUAUAGAGCUACGGGAACACAUAGACUCGAUCACUAUAGCGGGAAACGACACCACAGCGCUGGUGAUUUCUUAUGUUUUACUAUUAUUGGGAGAACAUCAAGAUGUACAAGAAGAAGUAUAUAAAGAAUUGAAAAUGAUUUUUGGUGAUUCUCAAAGAAGGCCAACCAAAGAGGAUAUAACAAAGAUGGAUUAUUUAGACAGAGUUAUCCGGGAAACAAUGCGAUUAUACACAGUUGUACCUAUAAUUGGACGAAAAACUCAGAAAGAAUUAAAACUUUCAACGUGCACAGUUCCGGCUGGCGUUGGUUGUGUCGUGGUACCCAUGGUGUUGCAUCGUUCCAAGAAACUUUGGGGUCCUGACGCUGACAGUUUCAAUCCAGACCGAUUUCUUCCAGAAAACAGCACGGACAGACAUCCAUGUGCAUAUAUACCUUUUAGUUAUGGUACUAGGAACUGUAUAGGUCGAUACUUCGGAAUGCUCGCAAUGAAAAGUAUCCUCGCCAAUAUAUUAAGAAGUUACAAAGUUACAUCACAAGCGUUUGAUCGGCUCAAGAUUGAGAUUCUACUCUUCCCAGUCAAUGGUCAUCAAAUAACUUUAGAAAAACGACUGUAA